ACAUUGAAAAUUUCCUGAUCUCUUAGCAACUUUCUCACUCACAAUGUGUAGUCGAUUUCGCCCCGAAUACCUGGUAUCUGAUCCGUGGUGGUGAGGCGAUACCUGAGCAGACUAAGGUUACUUCCGAAUAUGGCGACAUAUCUCCCGGGGACACAGCCGUUCAAUGCAGCAGUCUCUCGACAGUCUAUCGGCUUGUUAGAAAACGCAAAAUCACAGUCAUCUCAAGGGAAUGACUCAACAUCCCUCGAAAUUUGCAAAUACGAAGACAGGCAAAGAACGGAAGAAGAAAAGCGAAGUCAAAGCCUUGCUCUGAUUCAAAGAAUCUCCGAGAGGCACCUCAUCAAGCAACAGGAAUCACCAAAGCAACCGCGAUCUAGAGAACUGCAACAAUAUCUCGAUGUUCUGCAAGAUGCCAUCCCAAGGCUCCCAGACGACUAUCUCCUACCUGGCACUGCACUGCCGAUGAUUACCCUCCCUCAGCCCAGACUGUCACACCCAGUCAUUAUCCCCCAAGGAGGAUUCAGGACAUCGACACCAAAGUUUUCGCGAACUUAUCCCCCCGGCUUGCAAAACUGCGGCAUCAGCAAGAAUGAGUUCUUCAGAUUCGUAGACGAUCUAAACCGGUUAGACGACCCAUCAGUAUUUCCAGGAGACCAAGCUGUGAACACCAGCGGCUUCAAGGACACGGCGGGUCUCACCGCAUCGCAUCCCAUGCCGAUCGCGAUAGCAAUUGGCCUAGCAGCAAAGCAUGUGAAGCGGAUACCGAAACACAGUGCAAUGAGCGAAGUCUUACUAAGGGCGAAUGGCGAGCUUUUCCGUCCCAGGGGCCUCAUCUGCGUUCUUGUCGCAUGUGAGCGGGCAGAGGCGAAGGAGGCGAACAUAUCACCUGAGAGAAAGGGACAUGUCGUCUCGACAAACGGUUUGGAUCGAAGUCGGGAGAAGAAAUUGAAAUUGCGGAAGAAAGUAGGGGUAAGGUUAAGGGAUUUCGGGUGGCCAAUUCUACCACAAGUCGAAGUUGACGACAAGCACGACUUUUAUCCAGACCUCGACAACAAGCGGUUGCCCCUGAGGCAUUCGUAUCGAUCAAGACGAAGGCGAAGUCCUAGCAGCGAAGGCGAGGAAAAGAGGGGACUAGGGCGAGUGAUAGAAGAGCACUACGAAACCGAAGAAAACAUCGGCGAGGGUCGGCAACGACAAUCCACAUCAAGAUGCGCAAAAUUGAAGCAUCCAGCAAACACGGAGAAUGAGACACUCCCUCUGGAUGGCAAUAAGGUUACCCCUUGGGAAUUGGGGUGCAAUCGACUCUCGGAUUUUGGCUUGGUACCAGGCAGAGUCGAAGUUGGAAGGCUCCCUGCCGAUUUCUUCACCGCCGAGGGGGAUAAGAGCAUAACUCUUGAGGAGGCACUACGUACGGAUUCAGAAUCAAUUCGUUCUAGUGCCGUCAAACAGCGUAUAUCAUCCGAUCAGAGAAAGACAUUGGAUUCGGAUGCACUAUAUCUCAUGAUAACAAAUGCGCCUCACGAAGUCAACAUCUUUAAGUAGGAUGUCCGCAUGCACAUUCUUUCUAUCCACCCAGGGCAUUCCCUGCACGACGGCCAUAGUAUCAACGCAGAAUGUAUGAGAUAUUGCGCACGUUUGGGAAGUUCUUAAACUGUCUCUCGUCGAGUAAAACCCGCCUUGUCGAGCAGCAAAGAGAUAAGCUACCUCACGACUGAC
This is a messenger RNA of Colletotrichum godetiae, 1716 nucleotides long. RefSeq lists its product as uncharacterized. The transcript is spliced from 2 exons. The record is from RefSeq and is a predicted model, not a curated record. NCBI's taxonomy places the organism in Eukaryota, Fungi, Ascomycota, Sordariomycetes, Glomerellales, Glomerellaceae. Bases 130 to 1542 code for a protein of 470 amino acids.